Drosophila willistoni is the source of this 2042-nucleotide messenger RNA. Its product is annotated as aspartate--tRNA ligase, cytoplasmic. Gene Ontology annotation, cellular component: cytosol; cytoplasm; aminoacyl-tRNA synthetase multienzyme complex. The record is from RefSeq and is a predicted model, not a curated record. Gene Ontology annotation, biological process: aspartyl-tRNA aminoacylation. The transcript has 5 exons. Gene Ontology annotation, molecular function: RNA binding; aspartate-tRNA ligase activity; ATP binding. Lineage: Eukaryota; Metazoa; Arthropoda; Insecta; Diptera; Drosophilidae. Bases 118 to 1722 code for a protein of 534 amino acids.
GGCCACACUGAUUCCGAUGCAUGCUGCUGCUGUUGCAAUAGUCCGCGACGUUCGUGUAAUCUAUUCGUUUGUGUAUUAAAAAGGCAAAUAAUAACUGCCGUUUUUGUGCAUUCCAAAAUGGUCGAGGAGAAGGAGAAUGUGUCAGCUAAUGGAGAGCAAGUCUCUAAAAAGGGAGCCAAGAAGGCAGCAAAAGCAGCCAAGAAAGCCGAGCAAAAGGCCGAGUCGGCGGCAGCUGCGAGUGCCGGCAAUGAUGGCGAAGCUGGUGACAAUGCCGUAGAUCAUGCCCAGGGUCGUUAUGGUCUCUCCGAAAUGAUUCAAUCGAAAGAUAAGCGUAGUGAACGUGUUUUUGUUACUGUUCCCGAAUUGGUCAAUCAUGUGGACAAGGGUUUGGUCUGGGUACGAGGACGUGUUCACACCUCUCGUGCCAAGGGUAAACAGUGUUUCCUUAUCCUGCGUCAGCAGAGUAGCACCAUCCAGUGCAUCUUGGCUGUGAAUGACAUCAUUUCCAAACAAAUGGUGAAAUUUACGGGAAACAUUCCCAAGGAGAGCAUCAUCGAUAUUCAGGCCAAACCAGUUUCAGUGCCCAAUAAGAUUGAAUCCUGUACUGAGCAGACUGUGGAGCUGUGUGUCGAACAGGUCUUUGUUAUAUCGCAGGCUAAACCUCAGUUGCCGCUGCAGAUUGAAGAUGCCUCGCGCCCAGAGAAUCCCGAUGAUGCAGAGGGAUUGAACAUACGCGUCAAUCAGGACACUAGACUGGAUAAUCGUGUUUUGGAUUUGAGAACACCAGCGAAUCAGGCUAUAUUCCGCCUGGAAGCCGGAGUGUGUCGUUUGUUCCGUGAUAUAUUGACCGAGAAAGGGUUUACUGAGAUACACACUCCCAAGAUUAUUUCGGCAGCCAGUGAGGGUGGAGCAAAUGUCUUCACAGUAAGCUAUUUCAAGGAUUCAGCUUAUCUGGCUCAGUCGCCGCAAUUGUACAAGCAAAUGGCUAUUGCUGCUGAUUUUGACAAAGUCUUCACCGUGGGUGCUGUGUUCCGUGCGGAAGAUUCCAACACGCACAGACAUUUAACCGAGUUUGUUGGUCUCGAUUUGGAGAUGGCUUUCAAGUAUCAUUAUCAUGAAGUGCUCCAUACAAUUGGGAACACAUUCACGGCGAUAUUUAAGGGUCUGCGUGAUCAAUACAGCCGCGAGAUUGAGGCAGUGGGUCAGCAGUAUAAGGUGGAACCAUUUAAAUUUCUGGAGCCACCGCUAAUAUUGCAGUUCGCCGAAGGUGUGGCCAUGCUGCGUGGUGCUGGCGUUGAAACUGGGGACGAGGAGGACUUGUCUACGCCAAAUGAGAAGCUAUUGGGUCGCCUGGUCAAGGCGAAGUAUGAUACUGAUUUUUACAUCCUCGACAAGUUCCCACUGGCUAUACGCCCCUUCUACACAAUGCCCGAUCCUAAUAAUCCCAUAUACUCAAACUCCUAUGAUAUGUUUAUGCGUGGCGAGGAGAUUUUAUCGGGAGCCCAGCGUAUCCAUGAUCCCGAGUACUUAAUUGAGCGUGCCAAGCACCAUGGAAUCGAUACUACCAAAAUUGCCGCCUACAUUGAGUCCUUCCGCUAUGGUUGCCCUCCCCAUGCUGGCGGCGGUAUUGGCAUGGAACGUGUUGUCAUGUUGUAUCUCGGUUUGGACAACAUCCGCAAAACCUCCAUGUUCCCACGUGAUCCCAAACGGUUAACGCCUUAAACUUACAAGCAACAUCUUCACACAAUUGAAUUCAAUUCAUCAGCAAAAACUAUGUUUUUAUUUGCCCUGUGACUUUCCAAUUUAGCUCAGCCUUUUUGUUCACCUCUCCCUUCUUUACCUCUCCCCCAUUUUAUGUUAGCAUCCCCUUUCUCCUCCUUCUCAGUUAAGACUCGACAUGCUGCAAAGUUGUUGAACAACAAAACACGAACUGUAUGAAAAAAAAAUGUAAGACUGCUUAGAGUCGAAUUGAUUUACACAAAAGAAAUUGAUCUACAAAAAAUAAAUAUUUGCACGUGUGUUUGUACUUUAUACAUAACUAA